AAAUACGCAACCCUAUUUGACUCUUUCCAUAUUAUCACAGCACACAACUCCACCACAUUGCCUCUUUCUUUCACAGCCCGACUCCUUCAGCCACCUUUAACAUUUCCCACAUUUACAUACAUAUGUAGACUCUUAGUUUUUAUGCCAAACUUCGUGCUCUCUCUUCCUCGAUAACUUAGCCGAACCCCUCUCUCUUUCUCUCGUCUUCUGCGUUUCUAAGCUGUCCCAACAAAAGCUGCUCUUUAUUAUUGUUUUUUUAUUGGUAAAAAAGCUCAGAAGAAAGGUGGGAUUUUUAUUUUAAAUUUUUUUGGAAAAAGUAAUAUGGGAAAGUACCAGCGGUAUCCUAAGUUAAAGAAAGCUGAAGAUGUACAAGUAGUUAAGCACUAUGUGCCUGUUGAAGAUGACGAUGACGAUGAAGAGUCUCGUGAGCUUGAUUUCGUUUUUACACAAAGCAGUGGUUACUUCAACAAGAGAACCAGGCCUAAGCUUUUGUCUCUUCUCUUUAUUUCUCUUCUUUCUUGCUGCUUUAUUUUGGCUCCUCAUCUCUUUAGCUCUUCCUCUCUCCUCUAUUCAUUUGUUGGGGAUAACGAAAACCUUGUUCCUAAUGUAAAUGCUCCUUUUUGUGCUUCUACCUCCGAUGGAAAUAUUUGCUGUGACAGAAGUGGUUUUCGUUCUGAUGUAUGUAUCAUGAAAGGGGAUGUGAGAACAGGCUCUGCUUCCUCUUCAGUCUUUCUCUACAAGUCAGGAAACUCCAAUGGCUUAAUCAAUUAUGUUUCAAGCAUAGUUGAAGUGGAAGAGGAAAUCCAACACGAAAAGAUUAAGCCUUAUACCCGGAAAUGGGAAACAAAUGUAAUGGACACCAUUGAUGAAUUAGACCUUAUUUCCAAGAGAGAAAGUGCUGCAAUUAACCAUCAUUGUGAUGUUCAACAUGAUGUCCCAGCUGUGUUUUUCUCUACUGGAGGAUAUACCGGGAAUGUGUAUCAUGAAUUCAAUGAUGGGAUUUUGCCAUUGUAUAUCACUUCUCAACAUUUGAAGAAGAAGGUCGUGUUUGUCAUCCUUGAAUACCAUGAGUGGUGGAUUUUGAAGUAUGGUGAUAUUCUUUCACAUCUUUCGGAUUAUCCUGCAAUAGAUUUUACUGGAGACAAGAGGACUCAUUGCUUCCCUGAGGCAAUUGUUGGUCUCAGAAUACAUGAUGAGCUUACUGUGGAUCCUUCGUUGAUGCAAGGAAACAAGACCAUAGUUGAUUUUAGAAAUAUUUUAGGCAGAGCUUACUGGCCGAGAAUCAAAGGAUUGAUUCAGGAUGAGAAACGAAAAGCUGAAGAAAAACUAAGGGAGAAACUUGCUUUGUCUCCGUCAUUAAAAGCCUCAUCAGAGAUUAUAAGAAAUGUGAGAAAAAAUCUAUUGAAGAAACCAAACUUGGUUGUUUUAUCUAGAAAUGGGUCUCGAGCAAUAACUAAUGAGAAUUUGAUGGUCAAAACGGCUGAGGAAAUUGGCUUUCGUGUUGAAGUUGUGAGGCCUGGUCGGACUACAGAAUUGGCAAAAAUUUAUCGGGCACUUAACUCAAGUGAUGUGAUGGUUGGAGUCCAUGGUGCAGCCAUGACACAUUUUCUAUUCAUGAGGCCUGGCUCUGUGUUUAUUCAGGUCAUUCCCCUUGGAACUGAUUGGGCAGCCGAGGCAUAUUAUGGUGAACCAGCAAGGAAACUUGGUUUGAAGUAUAUCGGCUACCCCAUUCUUCCCAUAGAAAGCUCAUUGUAUGACAAAUAUGAUAAAAAUGAUCCUGUUCUUCGAGAGCCAAUGAGUGUAAACAGUAAGGGCUGGCAAUACACCAAGGCAAUCUAUCUUGACGGCCAAAAUGUGAGACUAAACCUCAACAGAUUCCGGAAGCGGUUGGUUCGUGCUUAUGAUUAUUCCAUCAAAAGAAUCAACCGAGACGUUCAUCGUCAGUCCCAGUAAACCCGAAUGUUCUUGCUAGCAUUUCUUUGUUAAUUUAAUUGAUAACAAUAUAUAUAUAUAUAUAUAUUUUUUGUGAAAAAUUAGUGAAUUCAUUCUGUGUUUUGUACAUUGAGCAGGAAAAAGAAAGGUUUUCAUUUUGGUAAAUACUAGGAAUGUUCGGAGCAGCCACAGUCUGUAACUUGUAAAAAUUUCACAUGUAAUGAAUAAAGAAACCUUUUUCAAGUGUCCACAAUA
This is a messenger RNA of Mangifera indica (mango), 2187 nucleotides long. RefSeq names its product xylan glycosyltransferase MUCI21-like. Gene Ontology annotation, molecular function: glycosyltransferase activity. Lineage: Eukaryota; Viridiplantae; Streptophyta; Magnoliopsida; Sapindales; Anacardiaceae. The transcript is spliced from 3 exons. The coding region runs from base 322 to 1953 and encodes 543 amino acids. The record is from RefSeq and is a predicted model, not a curated record.